Molecule: messenger RNA, 936 nt
Organism: Thecamonas trahens ATCC 50062
Lineage: Eukaryota; Apusomonadida; Apusomonadidae
Exons: 2
Coding region: 1-936 (311 amino acids)
Source: RefSeq, a predicted model, not a curated record
AUGAGCUCAGAGCUCCAACCCACACCACCGCGGUCGUCGUCGCAGGCAACAUCUCGUUCACUCGGACCGCCACCGCCGCCUCGACCGCCAUCGCCGCCAUCAGCCGAGUCACUGGCGACGGCUGCGCGGACGCUCUCUGCGCGUCUCGAUCAGGAGCGGCAUGCCAAACGCUCGGCGCUGGCCACCAACGUCCGGCUGCUUGCACGCAUUACCGAACUGGAGAAGUCGCUGGCGGCAGCAGAGUCGACGGUGCCGCCGGCGGUGGCCUCGGAGCUGGCCGAGACGGCAGCCAUGGCGCGGCGGGAGGCUGCGGCGCGGGCACAGGCACAGGCUGAAGUCAAAGCACAGGCAAAGAAAAUUGCGGUGACGGCGGCAAUGGUGGAGAGGCUGGAGCGGAAGCUCGAUGCCACCCGCAAGGCCUACAACACACUCGCCAACUCGGGCAGGACGCCGGGCCGGGCGGGAGGUAGGAGUCGGGCUCGUAGAGCUGGUAAGACGGCCGAAGGUAGGCCAGCAGCAGCGUCACCGCGGGCUGCAGCCAUUCGGGCUCGGCUCGCGGCGAAUCGAGCCAAGGCGGGAAGCGAUGGUGAUCGCGCUGGCGCUGAUGCUGGGAAUGCCACCGACGACGCCGGGACUGUCUUUCUCACCGCCGUCCCGCCUCCAGCCGGAAAUUCUGCCACCCCAGUCAGUUCGGCAAGCGCGAACGGAGUGUCGCCUGCCAGUCGCCAGGCUGACGUCUCAUCGCCGCAGCACCUUGCGUUCCUGCUUGAUCGCGAGGCCGCGGCGCGGGCGCGCGACAAGGAGCUCAUUGCGUCGCUGCGGGCGUCGCGGCGCGAGGCGCAGCGUGAGGCCGCUGCGCUCCGGACCAAGCUGGCGCUACUUGCGGGCUCGCCGCUGUUUUCCAAGUAUCUGGCAGCCAUCUCACAGGACUGCUAG